GCAAAAUGGCGACCACGGAUGUGCCAGCUUAUUUUGCCUGGCAUAAAUUUCCUGGAAAUCGCGCAUUUAGACAGUCUGAGGACAUAAAGUCUUACCUGGGAAAUAGAUGGAACAGCCUGUCUGUCGAUGAACAAGAAGAAAUUAUUGAUGACUAUUUUGUGGACACUGAAAUAAGACGCCAGUAUCAAGAUGAGGCGUCUGCUUCCGACUUCCCACCAUCUUUCCCCAAACUUAUGAUUCCUAAUGGGGAGAAGAUCAUGGUCGAUGAAAAUGAUUUGCGUACAUGGAGAGAUGCUCACUCGGGACCAUUUUCUUGGAAAAGCAAGAGCCAACAGGAUCUGACAUUGUCAGACUUUGAACCUGAGAAUCUAUACAAACCACCAACAAAAGGUAAAAAGCCGAAAUCUGGCAGUACUGAAACUGAGACUGAAGAGGCUGUUCCCGAGAAACUUGCUCCAGCGCAGUUUGUUUACAGUGAGGACAGGUGGACUUGUGAUCUGCUGUCUGAAUACCAAACCUAUCUGGACACACGGACAAGCAAACCCACGUCUAGAGCCAGCAGCCCCCUUGAAGAGGACAACCCAGCCUUCGAGGGCAGCGUGCAGGAUGUACGGGGAACACCCAGGUACGGAACAUCCGAGUGUUCGGGGAGUAUCAUCAGUGAUCAGUGUCGCUCGGAACGCUCAGGUAGUGUGAUUAGUGAUUCCGUAGCACAUUCAGACACCUCAGAAAAGGCGAAGAAGACAAAAUCUCCAAUUCCAAAGAAAGUCACAUUUUCCAAGUCCGAAAUUGACACUGAGACCACAGAGAAACUGAUCAUCCAGGAGACAGUGGACGAGACCAACAAUGCAUUCUGUAAUCCAGUAAUGGCAAACGAAUGGUCAACUUUUGUUGGUCAAGAAUCACAAGACAUGCAAGACGACUCCUCUCAUGAAGAGCCAGCGACAGAUUUAAUAGACACUUCUCAUGAAGACCCAGUGACAGAAUUAAUGGAGCCUCCUCACCAAGAGCCGGUGACGGAAGAACCCCCAGCCAUGACGAUGGACCGUGGUAUGGAGAGUUCUGACCAAUCUGCGGAGAGCACACCUGACCACACAGCCAGACUAUUGCCCAAUCAACCAGAUCUUAGUGUAGCCGAAAAGGAAGAGGUCAUCUUUGUGGCAGUGGAGACCUCAGAUGAAAGGGAUGCAGCAGACCUGAGGAAGAGUGGAUUUGACUUCCUUGACAACUGGUAACAGCUCUUGAUUGAGAAAAAACAACACUGAAAAGAGACUGAGCCAUUACAAAAAUUAACUUAAGAUGUACAAAUUUUACUAUAAUCUUUUACCGGUAUAUGAACAAUGUUGAUAUAUUGAAGUGAAACUUUGAACUCAAUACUGUUAUCUGUUAUUUCUUUAGGAGUUUUGAAAAUCUAUCUGAAUUUUAUUAAUCGAAAUCAAUAUUUGUUAUUCUGAAUAUUCAAUUUAAAGGACUUCCAGCCUAGUUUGGUUUGUACUUAUCAGUGUAGUUGUUGUAGUUGCUGUGGAAGUUAUUUAUGUUAUGAUAAACAAGAGUCAACUCUAAGGAAGUACUUGAUGACCGAGGAGUUACAUGGCAUGAGACUGAGGCAUCUAUUUCUGGUGGUUACGGCACUUAUACUCCAGCUUACUUAUGCAAUGACAUUUAACCCUCCACCCUUGGAACCAUUGAUGUUGUGCCUUGCUUACUCACAUGUAUACUCAAGGUGGACAAAGUGAGAUUUCCAGGACUUGUAGCCAUGGGAUUUUUGUCUCCCUACACAUGUUGUUUGACUACACGUGCAAUAUGUCUGUGUUCAGCUAACUGAUCAAAAUGUUUACAUUUAUACACUUGGGUAUAUAUUGUUUGUUUGUUUGUUGUGAUGCUGGCUUGACAUCCUGAUGGAGGCUCAGCAUCAGAGAUAUGGGGUCUGAAUGUAGGAAUUUGAAGGCAGUUUACUCUGUCAGCGUCGACAUUUGUAGAUUUCAGCUGUAAUCCUGAGGUAUAGGUUAUUUCACAGUGUGCAGGUGCAUGUUAUGGACUUGUUGAUAUUGUUAUGCAUUUAGGAUUCAAUUAUCUGUAAUAUGAGACACAACUCGUAUGGAGUGGGUAAAGAGCAAUAUCUGAAUGAUGUUGAUCAUUUUGAUACAGAAGUGUCAGAGAUAUACUGGACUCUGUGGUGUUAACCUGUGGUGUGCAAGAUGUAACAUCUGUGUGAUCUGUAAACAUGAUGAGACAUCUAUAGGGAUGUUGGUAGUGACAGGCUGUCUAUUUGAUGUUCUGGAGGGGGUGUGGGUUAUCCUGGAGGAGUGGGGUCUGUGACAUUUAAAAAAAAAAUAAUCUGAUCUCAGAAAUACUUAAAAUAAAUAAUUUCUUCAUCAGGUUUUACCUCCCCAAAAUAAAUAGGUAACUGAACAUUAUAUUCUGUCUGAAACAAAAUCCCCAGGCCUGCCCCAACAUCCCCAGAAUAUUAACCAGUUAGCCUAUUACUCCUUGUGGGCACUGGCAGAUCAUACAGCUAAAAUAAAAUAUGUUCUUGGUCAUUGGGCAAAGCACUUGUCAUUAAAACACUUUUUCUUCUGCCUGAGAACCAGAUAUGGGAUUAUUUUAUCCAUGUAUGACUUUCAAGUUGACUGAUUAAUCCAUUUAUAUGUAGAUCGUCUUUGUGACCAUUGAAUAUAUUUGGCCCAACGGACUUGCCCUAUCACUAGAACACUAUACUUUUAAGUAAUUUCUUUAAAAUCUUUUCUUUCGACAUGAUACCUCUCUGCAUGAAGAUUUGUGGACCUCUCCAUAUAAGGUCAUGUUGGGCAAACUUUCUAUUUAGCCAUCAGCAUUGAGGCUUCUAAAUUCACUUUGCAAGCAAAGCAUACAGACAUGCAUAUAUGAUUUCUGUAUCGAAAACAAAUAUUAAUGACGACAGAGUUGACUUAAGUGCUUGAUAAGAGUACUAGCAUCUGUACCAAAAUGUUGCAUUAAACAAAAAAGAAGUUGUAAUCCAUCAACUCUGCUGUCAUUGAUACUACAGCUUCUAGAUUGCCACUAGAAGACAGAAAACAAAUAUAAUCGUGAAGUUCCAAAUAUAGAAAAUAAAUCUGUGCUAUUAUUUUGUUGUUGAUAUAUGUGUUAAAUCCUGUCAUUCUGAGCACCUUGAGCUCUACACCCUGAAUAGUUCUUGUGGAAGGUAUAUUUGUGUCUUGUGGCAUUUUUCUUUCACUAAGAUCGGAAUUUCCGAAUCGAAGAGGUAAAAAAAUGAAGCAGAAUCCUUUUAGAAAACGGACAUCUGAUUGACUCAAGAACCCGGACAGCCUUGAUGACAGAAUGGGCUUUGUUCAACCAGGGUCCAUCUAACACAACCUGCAAUGAUGUCCUCAGAUCUUUACACUGAGGCUUCGUAUCAGAGUAAGAGGUCUGAUAUUGAUGAGAUUGUACUAACACAGUGUGUAACAUUGUGUCACAGAAGUAGUUACUCUCUGUAGAUGGACUGUAGAUUUAGUUGAAUAAUAAUGGCAUAUGAUCAGUAUUGUUUUGUAAUGGCUAUGAAAAAUAUCUUGUAUGUUGUUCCUUUAGAAAUAUACAAAUAUGUACUAUUACAAUUUACUAUGAUUGAAAAGAUUGGAAUAUGGGUCACAAUUAUUGAUACUAUUUAUGAGUUUACAAUAAAUAUGUGUAUAUCAA
Molecule: messenger RNA, 3675 nt
Organism: Haliotis rufescens (red abalone)
Lineage: Eukaryota; Metazoa; Mollusca; Gastropoda; Lepetellida; Haliotidae
Exons: 5
Coding region: 6-1235 (409 amino acids)
Source: RefSeq, a predicted model, not a curated record